AUAGUGUUAUAAGAGAAAAGGUGUUUUUAAAAUGACAAGUCUACUACGUUUAACAAGGCUCGUCCAAAAGUUUCCCUCCCUCACAGUCAGUCAGUCAGUCACCUCCUCUUUCUCUGAGUGACUCAGUCGGCGGCUCUGACUUCAGUGUUUCACGAGUUUAUUAAGUUUGCUCUUCAUCAUAGAUGGCACAGACAAUUACAAAUCUGGAUUUGGACUGGAAUGCGACGUCGCUUUUAAUCGGGAUGUACGUUUUAUAAUCGGACCUCUCAAAGAUGUGGGGACCGGAGCACUUUUCAUUCACAUGGAUCACAGGAUGUGUGUGUGUGAGUUGAGCUAGAGCUCAGGCCAGUGAUGGAGGCAGGACUGAACUGCAGCUCUCACUGUGAAUCUGGCGUCUGCUUCAUCAACGCUGGAGUGAACAGCCAGCAGGCCUGGGACGUCCUGCAGAGACUCUGUGCACUCACAGCGAGCAGUGUGGAUGUCCAGAGUCGGUCUCUGUCUCCUGCUCUUCGUGCUGUCGUGUGGACGCUGCUGUCUUGUGGGAUUUUACUGGCUCUCUUCUUCCUCAUUUUCACUCUGCGCUUUAAAAACAACAGGAUAGUGAAGAUGUCCAGUCCCAAUCUGAAUGUGCUGACCCUCUGCGGCAGCGUCCUCACAUACAGCAGCGGUUUCUUAUUCGCCAUAGAGGAGAAAUCACUGCUGUCAGGAGCAGGAGCAAGAGCUGUAUUGCAGGCACGGAUGUGGACACUAUGUAUUGGCAGCUCUCUGGUGUUUGGCCCUAUUCUUGGGAAAACCUGGCGGCUCUACAGAGUCUUCACUCAGCGUGUGCCUGACAAAAGAGUGAUUAUUAGGGACAUCCAGUUGAUGGGUUUGGUUGCUCUGCUGGUCUUAGUGGACAUUGUUGUUUUAACAGCAUGGGGUUUGAUGGAUCCUGCCAAGUGCUCUCGGUCUGUCAGUGCAAUGGUGAAGGUUAUAGACCUGGAUUCAUCCUACUCUCUGUCCCAGCUAGAUUCAUGUUCUUCUCUCUACUCACACCUGUGGAUAAUCCUCAUCUCUGUACUUAAGGGCAGCCUCCUCCUGUAUGGCACGUAUCUUGCCGGCCUGACGAGCAAUGUGAGCUUACCCCCCGUAAACCAGUCUAAGACCAUCAUGGGUGCUGUCUGUCUGGUCACCAUGUCAAGCGCCGUGGCUGUACCCAUCUCCCUUUACCUCUACUCUUGGCCUAAUGUAGUCUACAGCGUAAUAUCUGGAGCGAUCUUCAUCUGCACAAUGGCCAUCAACUGUCUUCUGUUUGUCCCUCAGCUGACCCAGUGGAGACAUUUUGAAGAGGAGACGAACUCUCAUCCCAGUCAAAUGGCCAAAUACUUCAGUAGUCCCAGCAAAACCACAAACUCCAUGUAUAGCGAGGAUGAGAUCUACUAUCUGCUUGGAGAGAACGACUCAAUGAAAAGACUUAUCAAUGAGAAAAAUGCAGUUAUUGAUAGCCUACAGGAACAAGUGAACAAUGCCAAGGAUAAGCUGCUCAAACUGAUGACUGCUAGCCAGCUCUUGGAUGAGAGAGAAAUGGACUCGUCCAACACUAACCUCAACUCCACCUCCACCCAAACCACAGUGGUAUCUCCCGAUUCUCCAACACUUGUUCUAAAACAAUACUCAGAAGUCGCUCCCACCAGAGUUCUCUCUCCACCUCCCUAUGUACCUCCUCCACCAAUUCCCAUCCACACUACCUCAAAUGCAACAUCCCCUGAAGGUCCAGGAGCUACAGAUGAGUCUUCACCACACCUGAGGACACAAGGUAACUCUUUCCUUGAAGUUGAAAGCCUAAAAGGAAACACAGAAGACAAUAUCAGAUACUCCGGUCUUGGAAAAGAAAUCUCUGAGAAACCACAAGAUGUGCCUUUGGAUCAGGAAAAAUUAACUGAGGAUUUUCCUCCUCCAGCUUCUACUCAGUUUAAUUUACCUCAGGUUGAGUCUCCAGUGCCUUCAGCCUCUGUUGAGCUCCCUGCCAUUUCCCCAGCAGGUAGACUGGGCUUUGUGACCAAUGAGCAGCUGGUGGAGAUCUUGCAGGAUCUGAGUAUAGAUGCUGUAAGCAGCUCUGUCAAAUCACCCGACAGGGCGAGGAGCCCAUCUAUCAAUCCAGAUGAACUAAGCAUGACUCUUUCUCCUCAAUCCCCUCUACAGUUCUUCUUCCCACCCAUCUCCCCUUAUGUCAUGCGGAAACGCAGGCCUCCAUUUUACUCUUCAAAAGGUGGACCUCCACCUUACUACUUUCCAGGCUCGGUUCCUCCAGGUCGAAGGAGGGGACUUCCAGACCUUGAAAAGUUCAGGGAUGAUGACCCUAUAACAAGUUCCACUGGUAACCCUCAAAGACAUGACUUGUUGCGUGAGGAAAGGAGGAGUAAAAGGGCAGAGAAAGCACAGACUCAGAGCAACUCAGGACAGGACAGUUGGCAAUGUUCUUCUCACAAAUGUUCGAUUACUCCUUUCAUGGGACAUGUUCCUCAGCCAGCCUCCGCUGGACUGAUAGAGGAGGUUAAACACUCUAAGGAGCCAUAUGACUAUUCAGACUCAGACUCCAGCAGCUCGGAGGACUACUGUUACUACCAGCGGUCCUACUGUAGAGCAUGUCAUCACCCCUAUGACUCUACAGACAGUCUCACCUCAGGGACAUCAGACAGUGAGGACGAGGAUUUCUACCGCUUAUCACAUCCUGUCGUGAACUUUAAAGUCGAUGUUAAACCAACCUUUGUGUGAUCUACAAAUCCAUUGUUUGUUUUUUGAAGUGAUGUGAUAUUUUAUUUUGUUUGGCUGGACCUUAUUAAGUUAUUGAUAUAUACAUGCGAUAGUUAAAAGAUUGAUUUUUAAAUGUUUUUCAAAGAAGCUAUGCUAAUCAAGGCUGUGUUUAUUUGAUCAUGCAGUUAAAAUACUGUAGUGGUAAGGUCUACUUAAUAUUUAGCUUUACAACCACAUGAAUUAGUUACAUUUUUACUGAAAUAAAAUAGAAAACAGAUUUUUUGAAGUUCUUUAAGGUAAAAAAAAAUGGUUCACAAUAAAAUUCCAUACUAAUGCAGCCUUGAGCAUUUACACAAUGGAGUUUAGGCACCUGAAGAUGCAAACAUUUACAUACUGGUUUUAAAUGAUGCCAUUAUUAUCUUAAUGCAAACACCAAAAACUUGAUUUCGUGAGAAAGAUCAUGUCUUGCACUUGCAUAUUACGUGUCCAUACUAUAAGUACUGUAUGUGUGACACAAUUGUGGUGGACUAGGACAACAUUCCAUUUGGAAGGGCUCAUCCCUAUACAAUAAUCCCUUCAAAGGGUUUACCCUUCGGAAACCUUUGAAGGGAUUAGGGCAUAGGGAUGAGCAUUUCCGACUAGAACGUAGUGUGUGACACUAACCAACUUCCCCAUGCAAAGGAUCAUGGCGGGCCUAAGGUGUCCAUCAGUUGUAUCCUUCAAAUUUUUCUUUUGGAAGAGCCAUUUUUAGUGGCCAGUUUUAAGCGUUUUGAACUUCAAUAUGUUGACUAUGAUUAUUUUAAUCUCAAAGUCCCCUUUGGAGGGUGGUAUAUCUUAUUUGGAAUCCACAGGGUAUGUGGGCAGGCUUAGAUUAUGUUCACAAAUCAUAUCAAACGCACAAAUAGACAUUGAUGUAGUUGCAACGUACACUUGGUACGACAAAGUAAAUUUUCCAAGGGUGUCUAAAGCACAGUGAGUUGAAAACAUCUGAACUUUUUAGCAUGACACAAGUGUACUGUGCAUCGUGUGAUAAGAAUCAACCAGCAUCAAACACUGUAUGGAUUAUAUAAAUACUUUAGUAAUAACGGUAGACUACCUCAGACAAACUCGGAGCACCCAAACACUGCAGUGCUUUUUAAUUUUCUCCAUAAAUAAAAGUUGUAUCAGAGCUGCAGCAAGGGUUUGUCAGUGGUAGUUUCUUGGAAAGCGUGGUUGAUCAUUGCUUAGCAACAAUAGACGCCACAUGUGCACAUGCGCACAGAUGUGCAAUGAAAUUAAUGAAGGAAGCAGCACGUCUUGCAUUUUCAACAUGGUUUUAGAUGCAAUAUGUGAAUGGCAACUUAAAGUCUUUCUUUAUUUGACGUCAAAUCGACAUGUCGACUAGUGGCCUUGCAUGCAUAUUACAACAUUUCAGUUAUUUACUGUAUGUGACUACACUGUAAAAAAAUAAAAAGUUGAGUUAACUUAAAAUAUUAAUGAAACCGGCUGCAAAUACAUUUUGAGUUUAUUAAGCUUCAAUGGAUUAAGUUGUACCAAAUAUUAUUUUUUAAGUUGUCUAAAAGGGCUGGUUUACGUCAAAUAUACUUUACUGAAUAAUUUGGCACAACUUCAACCACUGAAGCUUAAUAAACUCAAAGUUUCUUUGCAGCCAGUUGCUUAAAAAUUUUAAGUUAAUUCAACUUUUUAUUUUUUACAGUGGUAAACGCUUAAGUAAAUAAAUCAAAAUUCAAAGUCUCCUCAGCUGAAUUUUUUUUACUUUCAUCGAGCAAACAGGUCCAAACAUGAAGUUAAUUCGUUUUUAUGAGUAAAUUCAACUCUGAGCUCAAAAAUAUGCCCACCUAACUUCCAAUUUUAAACUGAGUUUACAUUUUUUAAGCUGGAUUUUUUACAGUGUGUAACAGAUAUAAUUUUGAAAGUUUUCUCCUAUACGCAAAACUUUUCAAAAAGACAAAGAAAAAAUUCAAUUUUAGUACAUUAGUGUCAUGUAAAUGUAUCUUAGGAAACUUCUUUUAACACAUAGGGGAAUCAUAAUUAUAUUAGUAUUCCAAUCUUAUUAUUAAUUACAAAACUUUUAACAGUAUUGUACAUUAAAAAUGCACUUCAUUCAGACUUGAAUACAGCUCUUUUUUGAUGGAAUAUUUAAAAUAAUUUAGUGGUGCUUAAAGUAAAAAGAUCUCUGCUGUAUAAUAAACAGAUCUCUUUAAUUAGUUAUUUCUAGAAGAAUUGUCAUUGAGUUGUUAAGUAUAAUUAAUUGGUAUAGUUUAUUAUUUAAAAUAAAUUCAACAGAAAAUGAUUUGACGUCAGUAUGAUUGUUUAAAUUAUACAGAUUUCUUUUAGCUUAAUAUUUUUGGGACAUGGCAAGAUCAGUGCUUGAAUUAUAUAUAGUUUGGAGAUACAUUUUAUUAAUUUACUUUAGGUCCACGCCAAAAAAAAAUUUUGCAUUAAAAGGCAUUUUAAUAGUAAUAAAAUUCAUAAUAUUACAGAAAAGCAAAAAAAAAAAUAAAUAAAAAAUGCACCUAAGGUGGUCUUGCUUCUUCUCUGAUAAUCUCAAAUAUGACCCAGUUGUCUGGGUAUGAUAACCAUAUGAAAUCAGUUGUCUGAAAGGGCUGGUUUACGUCAAGUACUUUACUGAAUAAUUUGGCACAACUUCAACCACUGAAGCCUAAUAAACUCAAAAUUUCUUUGCAGCCAGUUGCUUUAGAAUAUAUAUUUUUUAGAAUUAAAAGGCACUUUAAUAGUAAUAAAAUUCAAAAUAUUACAGAAAAACAACAACAACAACAAAAAAAAUAGACCUAAAUUGGUCUUGCUUCUUCUCUGAUAAUCUCAAAUAUGACCCAAUGUGAAUAAAUCUGUGGUCUUUCCUGUGUUUGUUUAAAAAGUUUUUUUUGUUUAAAUAUACAGUAUUUGUUCUAAAAUAAUAAAUGUAGCUUAAUAAGUAGUUUCAGAAAUAUCCUGACUUUUUCUCUUUCAAAGUUAUUUUCCAGACAGAUUUUACAAUCCUAUUGACAUAACUUUAUUUUGAAACAAUGUAGCCUACAAUGAAUAUAUUAGCUAUAUGCACAUGGAGUCAAAAUAACAGAAAAUGAUCAGCUGUGAAAUUAGUUAGUUGUGUGUUUUAUAAUGUGGACUAUUAAAUCUUUUAAUAUGUGAUUAACUGAUUAAUCAAUUAAUAUGCAAUAUUAUAACACUUCAUUUUAAAGGCUACAUAUAACAUUUCAGGGUCGUGGCUUUGAAGUUGCAUUUUGCGAUGACUGAUUGUGUUGUAGUAUAUUUGUAUUUAUUUUUGGUGAGUUGCAGCUGUUUUACAGAAGAUAAUGUGUUUACUGAAUUUGUUUAUCUCUUUAUUUAUCUAAUUUAAACUCUGAGUAGGAAAUGUGAUUGAUUAACUUGAGGUGCAUUUAUGUUUUUAAACAAUUUGUUUUGCAUUCGAGUACUUAUUUUAACGUGUGUAAAUUUGUUGAUGCUUCUUAUAAACAUUUUCUCUAUGAACCCAAGAGUGGUUCUUACUAAGUAAUAAACAUCUAUAAACAUGUAAAUGACUGCAUACUUAAAAGACUGAAUGUAAAUAGUGAAAUCUUUAUGUUUGUGCUUGUGAAUAAACACUGUAUUUACAUCUGUG
Danio rerio (zebrafish) is the source of this 6352-nucleotide messenger RNA. Lineage: Eukaryota; Metazoa; Chordata; Actinopteri; Cypriniformes; Danionidae. The record is from RefSeq and is a predicted model, not a curated record.